This is a messenger RNA of Python bivittatus (Burmese python), 2793 nucleotides long. RefSeq names its product integrin subunit beta 7 (gene ITGB7). Lineage: Eukaryota; Metazoa; Chordata; Lepidosauria; Squamata; Pythonidae. Gene Ontology annotation, cellular component: integrin complex; focal adhesion; cell surface. The record is from RefSeq and is a predicted model, not a curated record. Gene Ontology annotation, biological process: leukocyte migration; integrin-mediated signaling pathway; cell adhesion mediated by integrin. Gene Ontology annotation, molecular function: integrin binding.
UUCAUACCCUAGAACUUCACCAGUUUCAUGUCUGCCUUUUUAAAAAAACAGAGCAGCUCCACGUGAUCACGAGCUGACCCUUAGCAAGUGAUAAAAACGCUUCCCUGAGUUGGCGUCUUCCAGAUGUGCACAUUCUCAGCAGCAUGGCCUGAACGACAGGAGGAAAGAUGCAUGCCCCAGCAGAGCUGAGCACAACUGGAGGAAGUGUCUGAUCAACGAUUUUACUGCUUCUUUGAACUGGGAAAAGAAACUCAAGGCUCUUCUACUCUUCCCUUGUCCAGGGGAUCGCUCUGUCCCCAGCAGCUCUUACAACCUGGUGUGCAAAAGGGUGGAACGUGGCCAUGCUUUCUGAUGGAUGGACAGUGAGCCUGGGGAUCCUGCUUAUGCUCCAAGGAAUGACGUAUGGGGAGAAGAUAGCAAAGACUGGAUCCUGCCAGCCUCGACCUUCCUGCCAUGAGUGCAUUCAGUCCCACCCCCGUUGUGCCUGGUGCAAGCAGCUGGAUUUUGUGCAAGCGGGAGAGUCUGACGCAGAGCGCUGUGCCCCUCGGCUAGAGCUGGAGCAUCGUGGCUGCCUUCCCAGUGAGAUUGUGGAUCCCCAGGGCAAGCAGCACAUUUUGGAGGACAGGCCUCUGAGAGAUAACACAUACCACGAGAACAUUACUCAACUGUCACCUCAAAGAAUUGUUCUUCAGCUUCGGCCUGGAAAGGAACAUAGUUUCACUGUCCGCUUCAAACGGGCUGAGGGUUAUCCCGUGGACCUUUACUACCUUAUGGACUUGUCCUACUCCAUGAAGGAUGACCUGGAGAAGAUCAAGCAACUGGGAAGUGACUUGAUGGCUGCCCUGCGCAAAGUUGCUACCUCAGUGAAGAUCGGGUUUGGUGCCUUUGUGGACAAGACCGUGCUGCCUUACGUGAACAUGGUUCCCUCCAAACGGAAAAAUCCCUGCCGAAACCCGAAGGAGAACUGCCAGUCGGCGUUCAGCUAUAGGCACGUGCUAGCUCUCACUGACAACGCCACAGAGUUUGAAAGCAGGGUUGGUCAGCAGCGCAUCUCGGCCAACCUGGAUGAUGCAGAAGGAGGCUUUGAUGCUAUUAUGCAGGCAGCCAUUUGCAAGGAGCAGAUUGGCUGGCGUAAUGUGACAAGUCUGCUGGUUUUCACUUCAGAUGGCACCUACCACACUGCAGGGGAUGGAAAACUGGGAGGGAUCUAUAUGCCUAAUGACGGGCGCUGCCAUCUGGAUGCCAGUGGUGUAUACAGCAAAAGUCAUCUUUAUGACUAUCCUUCUAUAGGGCACUUGGCCGAAGUGUUGUCCAAAUCCAACAUCCAGCCCAUAUUUGCUGUGACUGGCUCCAGGCUCUCUCUCUAUAAGGAGCUGAGCAAGCUUAUUCCAAAGUCCGUGGUGGGGGAACUGAAGUCGGACUCCAGAAAUGUGGUGCAGCUCAUAGAGGAUGCCUAUAAAAGCCUUGCCUCCACAGUGAAACUGGGACAUUUCUCAGAGCUUCCUCCUGGGAUCUCCAUUGCUUAUGAUUCCCAUUGUGGGAACUCAGAAACCUAUGGACAGACGAAGGGUGGAGAGUGCAGUGAUGUGUCUGUCAACCAGCUGGUGCAAUUCACAGUGAAGAUAAUGGCAACCACCUGCUUACCUGAGUCCCAGAAGCUGGUGCUGCGAGUACUGGGAGUGGGGGAGGAAGUCCAAGUAGAGCUGUCAACAGCCUGUGAGUGCCAAUGUGGAGACACCCAACCUGAUGCACACUAUUGCUCUGGUGGACAUGGCAACCUCACCUGUGGCAUCUGCCGAUGUCAUGAAGGUUAUGUUGGCCGGCACUGUGAUUGCAGGAAAGAGGAACUCCUUGAUUCAGGAGCUGUGGCCCUAGCAAGUGGGCCCUUCUGCAACUGUGACAAUGUUGCCUGUGAACGACACAACGGGCAGCUUUGUGCAGGUAACGGGCAGUGCAGAUGUGGCCGUUGCCAAUGCCAUGCCAACUACACCGGCAGCGCAUGUGAGUGCAGCCUGGAUACCAGUGGAUGCACCCAGGAGGGCAAGAUAUGCAGUGGGCAUGGACAUUGUGUCUGCAACCGAUGCCAGUGUGACGUCGGGUGGCUGGGCAGCCACUGUGCUACCCGCCAGCUGCCCUGUGAAGAGCACAGGGAUUGUGCUGAGUGCAAGGCUUUUGGGACAGGACCGCUGAGUCGGACCUGCAACAGCUCCUGCAGCCAAGUGGUGAGGGUGCUGGUGGCCCCUGUGGACGAGAGAUGGUGCCAGAUGAAGGCAGGAGACGGACGCCUCCUCAUCUACCUCAUUGAGAGGGACAAGACAGGCAGCGUCCUCCUCACGGUGGAUGACCAAAAAACGCCAGAUACUACAAGGCAGCUGAUAUUGAUGCCAGGGCUGCUGAGUGUGGUGAUCGUGGUGAGCAUAGGGGUGCUUCUCAUUGUUCUGCCCCGUGGCGUGGUGGAGAUCUACGACCGGAGAGAGUUCAGACGCUUUGAAAAGGAACAAGAAGGUGCCAAGUGGUCCAAGGUGAACAACUUCAAGUUCAAGAGUGCCACCACAACAAUCAUCAACCCCCAGUACUAUGGUAAUGAAAACAUUGCAAACACAGCUUGAAAACACUGUGCCAACAGCUGGCGAAGAUACUGUAUGACUUUGGAGCAGACACCUGUAUGAGAAUUUUCCCCUGAGCAAGCCCUAAUGUAGAUCGACCUACAUCACCAGAUAAUCCAGGAUUGAAAUAAUGAAUCAACAUCUGUAGCAAAAUCUCAAAGUGGUCAACCAAUAAAACCUUUAUUGU